Molecule: messenger RNA, 873 nt
Organism: Colletotrichum orchidophilum
Lineage: Eukaryota; Fungi; Ascomycota; Sordariomycetes; Glomerellales; Glomerellaceae
Exons: 3
Coding region: 1-873 (290 amino acids)
Molecular function (GO): O-methyltransferase activity
Source: RefSeq, a predicted model, not a curated record
AUGCCUCACUUUGACGAGAGCAAGGCGUACGCCAUCCAGGAAGAAGUAUUCUUUGAUGACGGCCGCGAGAUUGAACUCCUACAUUUCGUUUACAGCCAGCCCAACCUCGAUGAGAUCCGCGGCUCUACUGAGGGCGUCUUGAAGGCGAUUGACGACUUUGGCCGGACCAAGAAGUACCUGAUGAAUGUGGGCGAGGACAAGGGCAAGAUCGUGACUGAUUUGAUCGCCGACAUCAAGCCCAAGGUAAUGGUCGAAUUAGGAGGUUACGUCGGCUACUCCUGCAUCCUUUUCGGCAACGCGGUCCGCAAAGCCUCCCCAGGGGCGCAGUACUACUCGCUCGAGCGCAACCCCGAAUUCGCCGCCGUCAUCAGCUCCCUCGUCGACCUCGCCGGCCUCAACGACACGGUAAAGGUCGUCGUCGGCCCCAGCGACGCCUCCAUCGCCCGCCUGCACUCCGCCGGCACGUUUCCAAACGGCAAGAUCGACCUCAUGUUCCUAGACCACUACAAGCCCGCCUACACCACGGACUUGAAGCUGUGCGAGCAGCUGGGCCUCGUCGGGCCCGGCUCCGUACUCGCGGCCGACAACGUCAUCAAGCCCGGCAACCCGCCAUACCUUGAAUAUGUCCGCAGCUCGGUCGCCGAGAAGCGCGCGGCGGCCCGGGACGUAGGGGCGGCAAGAAAGGCGGCCGGGCGGCACGACGAGCGGACGGCGAAGCAGUACGAGAAGCGGGAGGGCGAAGAGAGGUUGGACCUGACGCGCAUCGGCAACCCGAACCUCCAGUAUGAAAGCAAGCUCGUCAAUAGCUUUGAGCCGACUGGUGUGCCGGACGGUGUUGAGAUAACAAGAUGCGUUGACGAGGAGAAGGAAUGA